Molecule: messenger RNA, 1131 nt
Organism: Didymodactylos carnosus
Lineage: Eukaryota; Metazoa; Rotifera; Eurotatoria; Philodinida; Philodinidae
Source: the annotation of a GenBank genome assembly
AUGCCUAAUGUUCCAAACCUCCAGCCAGGUGUGGGUAUUCCACCGGGAAUGGCUGUUGUUGGUCCUGCCGCUGGUGGAGCUAAUUUAUUAGCUAGACAAGCACAAAAUGAUGAAAUUAUAUCUCGUUGUUUACAAAAUAUAAACAAAAUACGAGAAAAUCUUAAUGUUGUAUUAAAUACAACAACUCAAGCAGCAUUGGCUGAUUUCGAUGAUAAUAAUUUAAAUUCUAGCACUACAAAUCAAACACAAACUACAACAGGAGGCACAAAUGCAACUGCUCAACCUACGUCAAAUAAUGUACCACCAACUCGUACACAACGUUUAUUUGAUCAAAAACUAUGCGAAAUGAGUACAUCAUUAGAUCAUUUAGGAAAUUUAAUUGAACAAUAUGAUUUUAAAGCCUUACAUCAAUUUAAUCCACUCGUUAAUCAUUUAAAUGAAUUAUCGUUUGAAAAAAAUGGUCAAUUAAUUAAUGAAUGGUCAAAUAAUUGGAAAUGGGUAUCAAAACUAAAUGAGACACAAAAUAUAUUAAGUCAAAAUUUAACUGUACAACCCUACAGACGAACCCUUCAAAAACAAUAUCAACAACAACAGGGUAGAUCAACAAGGUAUGAUCAACCAUUGGCAACAGCAUCGACAACAGCUGCAUUAGAAAAAGCUGUUCAACAAUUUGAACAACAACAACAGCAGACUUGUACAAUCCAAAUGACUCGUUUAUCAGAACAUUUAACAAUUAUUCGUGUUACUAUUACACGUGCUAAUAUUGAAGUUUAUCUCUAUAUUAGAUCAACAAUCGAGCAUGUUACUGUUAAACCAUUGAAUGAGAAAAAAAAUGGCCUAUCAUCUUCGUCAACUUCAAAAUUGUCAUCUGCAUUUUCCUCUCCUUCUUCUUACAUUGUUCUGGACUUAAUAGCUGGACAUAUUCGAGCAGCAGCCAUCUACUAUUCCAAUACUAGCAAUGCUUCACCAGAAGGAAUUAUUAAAAAAGUUUUAGAUUAUAUUCUAAAAUAUGUAAAUUUAUACCAUGGGAAAUGUGUUGUAUGUCAAAAACAUUUAUUAAAUGGACUACAACCAACGUGGAGAGAUUUUAAAACAUAUGAACCUUAUCAUGAGGAAUGUGUAAACUAUUAG